AUGGACAAGGUCAACAUUACGGGGUUGAAGGCGCUGCGGAAUGAGAUGAUAACGUUCGUCAAGGAGCACGUCGCCCAGAAACGGGCGGGUCAUGUCGGAAUUGUGGCCGACGCCUGUGACGACGACGGCGACGAUCCCCCUUUGGCAUCCCAAGCUGUAGGUGUCGCCCACACCGUCCACGAUGUGCGGGGGACUUCGCUCAGAGAGCCCGGAGGCGACGUCGACAUGGCAGAUGAGGAGGCAGGAAGGGCGGUGACUGGGAACGCGGAGAAACACCAGGACGACAACGUGGAUGGGGCAGAGGAGGAUGAUAACGAGGGUCAGGAAUACGAGGACCGUGGGAAUCGUGAGGAGGAGGAAGAGGAGGUGGGGGACGAGGAGGAGGAGGAGGAGGAGGAGGAGGAGGAGGAGGAGGAGGAGGAGGAGGAGAAGGAGGAGGAGGAGGAGGAGGAGGAGGAGGAGGAGGAGGAGGAGGAGGAGGAGGAGGAGGAGGAGGAGGAGGAGGAGGAGGAGGAUGAUGACGGGCAGGAUGAGUUAUCGGCGUCGGAGGAGGAGGACGCCGAUGUCGGGGAGGCGGAGAACCAGCAAGAGGGGGAGCAAGAGGAAGUGGUGGAGUGGGAGAUAGUUGAGGAGGUCGUGGAGUGCGACGAAGGAGCAGCGAAAACGGGUGGGGGGUCGGCGGAUGUUGUGAACGGGGGAGUGGAUGAUGCCGACGAGGCCGGCGUGGAGGCGGCACCCGGGGGGAGUGAGAAGGUAGUGGUCAGCGAUGUGGUUGGCGUCAUGAAGGAAGUUGUCGACCUCGAUGCCGGUUAUGAAGGGAAUAAGGCUGCGGCAACGAAGCCGAUGGGCAUGGAAGGGCCUACCGAGGCCAAGUCCGUGGGGGAGCAGUCAAGGAAGAAGAAGGCGGCGCGUGGUCAUCCCGGUUCCGCCGCGUCAGGUCGGCAAGCACCGCUGGACGUCGUCGAGCAGCUGCGAGCGGAGAACAUGAGGUUGAGGGCCGACAACGCACGCCUGCAAAAGUCACUCGGUGACCAGACGGGACAGGUCGACAUCUUGGCGAAGGCGGUAGCUGGACUCCUCAAGAAGCUCACGGCGCUGACCGCCCAGAACGCCGCCACCGAUCAGAAUGCGUCUAAACGUAUCGAUGUCGCCACUUCGUCCAUGUCGACCACUAUUGCCGACAUCAUCACCAACAACAUCUCCGAUGCCAUCGACGCUACGAAGUCUGUCGGCCAAAGGGUAGUGGAUUGGCUGAAGGAGAUUGACGGUCCCCAAGGAACGAUGGCAGUCGAACGCACAAAAGCGGUAACCUGUGUGGUCGAGCACCAGGAAGCUUUGUGGAAAGGCUUGGAGGAGACCAUCAUCAGCCACAUCGGCGCUGCGCAAGCCAACAUUGCCGCCGCGGUUUCAAGCAACAUCGUCCUGCCGCCGCCGUCAACUCCUCCCGCCCCAACUCACGCCAUUCCGGAAGAGUUCCUUAAGGCGUUCAAGGCCGACGUGCUGAAAGCGGUGAUGGAGGUCACACAGCAGUCGUUUGUUGCGUCCGGGAUGAAGGCAAUAACCGAGAUGAUCGGCAAUGCGGCGCCUGGUCGACGUGAGUCCAGCGCGCCGGUCGGCCAGUCAGCCGACAACAACGAUGGGCCGGCCCUUGCGCCAACUCCAGCUCCAGUAGGCCGGACUGCUGCCGCGGGCGACGCGAAGGACGCUGCGGCUAACCGCGAUGCUCCGGCCGCCAAAAAGCCGGAUGCACUCAGAGAACUGCACCACCGCAUGGAGGCCCAUCGCAAGGACGUGCAGCAGCCUCCCUCGGUCGAUGCCGCCCCUCUCGAAACAGCGCGUCCGUCGGUCGCUCCGCAGGUAGCCACCACAACGUCCAACGCCCCAACUACCACGCCUCAGGUCGCAGCCCGUCCUCCCGCAGACCCAAAGUCUGCAUUGCUUUGCGCCCGGUUAGGCGCACGUAGUGCGGCUGCACCAACACAGACUCAGCCGGAAGCCGGCUCAAGCGCGAAGCCGACGUCGGUAGGCGUUGCGGCUCCCACACCCGGUGCAGCUGUUGUCGAUGCAGCGGCGGAGAAGGGCGUGAGUGCAGCGCUAGCCACCGGUGGCGGAGGCGGUGACCCUACACUGGCGGCGAAGGGCCACGAAGACGCCGACCUCGCUGCCAUCCAGAACCUAUUGGAAGCGGUACAUCGCCCCGGGCCCCCACCGGCGCUGGCCAUCUCAGACACGGCGCAUGUGGAGCCCUCGACGAGUCCCCCAGGUGGUUCGGCGCUGCCAAAGACGACCACUGGGACUGUCGGCGACGGAAAGGCGAAGCGGAAUGGGAAGGCCGACACAGGGAUAGGGAGGGCGAGCUCUCAAAGGAAAACAAGGGCGAAGUCGGCGGUGGAGGAGAAUCAGGAAGAGAGGUCGGUCGGCGAGGGUACGUCGGCGAAGACAGGGAAGGAGAAGGCGGCGGAGUAUCGGGAUGAGAAGGUCGGGGUCGGCGAGGGUAGGCCGGCGAAUAAAGGGAAGGAGAAGGAGGAGAAGAAGAAGAAGAAGGAGCAGGAGGAGAAGGAGGCGGAGGAGAAGGAGAAGGGACGGAAGGGUCAUGGCAUCCGCCACGACAGCUCGGGCGACGGGUUAGGGUGGGUGGGCGAAAUUAAGGUGCUCAAUCACAAUCGAUACAUCGGCAAGUCGCGCGACAAGAUGGAGCUGGCGUACCUGCACUCGUUUGCUUACAUCGUCUACGACGGUUACGUCAGCAAGGUCCUCAUGGACGAGCUCACCGGCUUGAAGGACGCCGAGAUGGAGGAGUGGAGGAGGGUGUGGGAGGAGGUCAGGAUCCUGCCGACAGAGAUGUGGACGGUGAUAUGGGCACGGGGCGCAUACCUUCCACAAACACGGUUCGAUGACAUCCUCGGCAUGUAUCGAGCGUACAAGAGCUCAGGCGACGCGCACCACGACGCGCUCUUGCCGGCAAUCUGGUUCCCCGUCGAUGCCGACACGAAGGAAGGCCAGAAGAAGGCGGAUGCUAUGAUGUCGGCCUUGAUUUGUUGCAUCUCCAUGUGCGCGGCGUAUGGGAAGGUCGCUGCGAGCGUUGCGGAGAAGACGGAGCUGGUGGCAGCUUGCGCCUUGUGGAGCUUUGUCGAGAACGAUGACGCCGACGUGGUCGAUGCUGUGGGAGAGGGGAAGGCGGCAGCGAUGGUGGUCGGUGCGAGCGAGACGACCGCAGAUGUCUUCAAAAAAGUCAUGAAGGCGGUGCUUCAGGCCGAGAUCGACAGGGAGCAACCCGUCGGGGAGGUCGCGCACAACGUCGCGCCGGCGCUGCAGAGCCUCGUCCUGCAAAGGAUCUAUCCGGGGAGGGAUCCAGAAGUCGAAGCCGUCGUGAUCGCUAGAGCGAUGGUGGAGACCAUGGCGUUUUGGGGAAUGUGCCCCGUCGCCGGGCCGAAACUUGAGGAGGUCGGCAUCACUGUGCCGUGUGACACGCAGAUGGAGCACGAUUUUAAAGAGAGGGGGAAGCAGGGGCAGAGGGGCAAGCAGGGCAAGGACAGCACGGAGAAGAAGAAGGGGAAGAAGGGCAGGAAGGGCAACACGAAUGCGUAG
Closterium sp. Naga37s-1 is the source of this 3588-nucleotide messenger RNA. The record is from the annotation of a GenBank genome assembly. NCBI's taxonomy places the organism in Eukaryota, Viridiplantae, Streptophyta, Zygnematophyceae, Desmidiales, Closteriaceae.